This is a messenger RNA of Rotaria sp. Silwood2, 1635 nucleotides long. NCBI's taxonomy places the organism in Eukaryota, Metazoa, Rotifera, Eurotatoria, Philodinida, Philodinidae. The record is from the annotation of a GenBank genome assembly.
AUGCCAAUGGAAUAUUCAUCGAUUCAUUUGAAUAAUUUACCUGAUGAAAUUCUUCUGAUUAUUUUUAAUAAACUUAAUAAUGCCACUCUACUUUACUCAUUAUUAGGUGUUAAUAAACGAUUAAAUAAAAUCUUAUAUGAUUCUAUAUUUACCAAUCAUUUAAGUUUAUUACGACGUCAAUCCAAUCAUUUAAUUGCCUUUAGAUCUUUAUCAAGUCAUCUUAUUUAUCCAUUAGUUGAUCAAAUACUUGAUCGAUUUUGUACAGAAAUUUUAUCUGAAAUUCAUGAUAAAAUCGAAUGGCUUGAUCUUGAAUCAUCAUCUAUGGAACGUAUUCUUCUGGCUACAAAUUAUCCUCAUUUAUCAGGACUUCGUUUAUAUAAUAUUCAAGCAGAGAAAGCUGUACAUUUAUUUUCUGAUAAAACUUGUUUUACUGAUACAUUGAAAAAACAAAUAGUAUCACUUAUUAUCGAUAUCGAUACAAAUGGAGAACAAAGAUCAACGAAAGAUAUCAAUGUUAUUUUAUUUACGCAUAUAUUUAAUAUAUUUACUAAUUUACGAUCAUUAAGAUUUGGUCUAUCUUCAAUAUGGUAUCAACUAUUAUUAUUUUCUACUCCACCUUCAACUAUUAUUUCUUCAAAAUUGUUGGAAUUACAUGUAUCUUUACAACAUUUUACCGAUUGUCUUUAUUUAGUUGAUGGACGCUUUAAUCAACUUCAUACACUUCAUGUUCAUAUUGAUUGUAUUUGUAGUUCAAGAAUUCUAAUCGAUAAUAAAGAAAAUUUACCGAAUCUAAGAAAUUUUUCGUUGCAGAGUGAUAUGGCUACAACUUAUUAUGAUGAAUUCAUUGUACCACUGUUACAUCGAAUGAUAAAUAUAGAAAAACUUGAUUUGUCUCUUAUUGUUUGUGGAAGAAACACAUUUGUUGAUGGCUAUGAUUUGAACAUAAAUAUCAUUGAUCAUAUGAAGAAAUUAAAUAUAUUUAUAUUCAAUAUUCGUUCUGAGAGUCGUUUUUAUAAUAAAGUUAAUUUACCAUUAAAUGAAGACAUUCAAAAUACAUUCAAAGAUGUUAAAAAUAAUAAAAUAAUAUCUUGUGUUGAUUAUUUCCAAGACAUGAAUUAUAGUGAAUGCCAUAUUUAUUCUCAACCAUAUAAAUUGAAACAUUAUCAUAAAAUAACAAAUAAUUUUUUCGUUGGACUAUUUAAAUGUGUUCGUGAAGUAUCAUUAUUUGAUGAACGUCCAUUUGAACAUGAAUUUUUUCUUCUAAUUCAAAAAUCAUUUCCAUUAAUGGAAUACUUAACUGUAAUCAAUCGAAAACGACAAAAAAAUAAACAAUUUAGAAAAUUAAUAAAUGAAAAUCAAGAGUUAUCAAUAAUUAAAUAUCCUCAUCUUAUUGAACUUGAUUUUGUUCAAACCUCCAAAGAUUAUCAUGAACAAUUUUUAUAUGAUAACAAAAUAUGUUUACCAAAUGGUGUUAGCAUUCGUAUGAAUUAUCAAAUAGCCAAAAAAGUAACACGCAAUUUUCGAAGAAAUAAUACUCGAACUAAUUGUGCCAAAAUCAGCUCUAUAUUUUUUUCCAACAAAUUAACGUUUCCUCAUCAUUUACAAGACUAUUUUCCACAUGCAAAAAUAGUUUGA